Molecule: messenger RNA, 1161 nt
Organism: Cyprinus carpio (common carp)
Lineage: Eukaryota; Metazoa; Chordata; Actinopteri; Cypriniformes; Cyprinidae
Product: A disintegrin and metalloproteinase with thrombospondin motifs 14-like
Exons: 7
Coding region: 1-1146 (381 amino acids)
Molecular function (GO): metallopeptidase activity
Source: RefSeq, a predicted model, not a curated record
AUGGUUUCAGAGGAAGUCCUGCUGCCAUGCGAACAUGAGACUAAUGUCUCGGGUCCUGCUGCAGCUUUGGGUCCACUUCAGUCCAUCAGAACUCUGCAGAAACUCUCGGUGCAGUCCGUCAGUCUGGAGUUAGAGAGACAAUGCUCCGCAGUUCCGCGCAACUUUCUCCAACACACUGUUCCUAAUGACCCGCGUCCAGGAGGAAAGUUUCCAGUGUACUUCCAGAAGACCCCUCUCUUUUUCUCUCAGAAAAAACAUGCUGCAAAAUCUCAUGGGAAUCUCUCCGGUAAGUUGAGUGAAUUCGGUCUGAUUGUCCCAUUCAGCACAGAUGCUCGCGGCCGGUUCGUUUCUCACGUGCUUUCCUCGAGAGCGUCACCAACCGGCCGGAAACGGGUCCCCCGCGGCGUCCCCGUUACGCCUCACACCACAGCCCUGAACACGCAACAGCUGUUCUUCAACGUCACUGUGUUUGGAAAAGAGCUGCACUUGCGCCUGAGGGCCAACAGGAGACUCGUGGCCCCUGGAGCUUUUGUUCAGUGGCAGGAGGAUUUUGAGGAACAGGCCAAAGAGCGGAUCCUGGGAGACUGCGUGUUUACCGGAGAUGUAACGGACGUGCCGAGGGCCUCGGUGGCCAUCAGUAACUGUGAUGGGCUGGCCGGCUUGAUUCGCACGGAUGAUGAAGAGUUCUUCAUCGAGCCGCUGGAGAAAGGCCAGCAGGAGGUGGAGGUCAAAGGUCGUGUCCAUGUGGUCUACCGAAGGUCGGCCAUCAAAAGGGACAAGGAUCAGAGGCGAGAUGACCUCCACAAUGAAGUCACAGAGUUUGGUAUCGCCGAGCUGCCCAACGCUCUCAGCGCACUGGAGGAGAAGCUGUCAGAGACGGAACGCAAACGCAGACACGCCAAGAAAGACGACUUCAACAUUGAGGUGCUGCUCGCGGUGGACGAUUCGGUCGUGCGCUUCCACGGCAAAGAGCACGUGCAGAACUACGUCCUGACGCUGAUGAACAUCGUUGAUGAAAUCUAUCACGAUGAGUCUCUGGGAACCAACAUCAACAUUGUGCUGGUCCGAAUGAUCCUGGUGGGAUAUCGUCAGGUGAGCGCUGGGCGGAAAUGUUUGAUUAAAUAUAUAUUUUCAGUACUGAACUGAGCCUCUCUUCAUGCU